Chlorella variabilis is the source of this 1101-nucleotide messenger RNA. RefSeq lists its product as hypothetical. Lineage: Eukaryota; Viridiplantae; Chlorophyta; Trebouxiophyceae; Chlorellales; Chlorellaceae. The record is from RefSeq and is a predicted model, not a curated record. The transcript is spliced from 6 exons. Gene Ontology annotation, molecular function: protein binding. The coding region runs from base 49 to 732 and encodes 227 amino acids.
CUCGUUAAGGCAGGCAGCGGACGGGGUGGAGUUGGGGGCACAGCCGCCAUGGCGGUGUGCUCCGCAACCGGCUUUCAGCUUCGAGUCUGCACCGGGAAGGUGUGCAAGAAGCAGGGCUCGCCCCAGAUAGCGCAGUUUGGCAAGGAUCUGGGGCUCCAGGAUGUGGAGGUGCAGACCUGCGGCUGCCUAAGCGGGUGUGGCAGCGGGCCCAACGUGGCCGUCAUCCCGCUGGACGGCACCCAGCCGCUGCUGCUGCGCCACGUCGGCACGCCGCAGCGCAUGGCCGACCUGCUGCACGAUGUGUGCCAGCAGCAGGUGGAUGCGGCGCUGCUGAAAGCCACCGAGCUGCGGCUGGCGGGCAACGCGGCGGCGAGGGGCGGCGACCUGCAGCGCGCGGCGCAGCUGUACACCCGGGGCAUCGAGCUGCAGGCGCCAGCGGGGCGCCACCUGCUGUUGUCCAACCGCAGCGGGGUGCGGCUGGAGCUGGGGGACGCAGAGGGGGCGCUGCAGGAUGCCAACGCAGCCGCCGAGUGCGCCCCUCCUGACUUCACGACGGCGACCAUCCGCCAGGUGGAGGCGCUGCUGCGGCUGGCUCACUACCGAGCAGCCAUGGAGUGCCUGCUGGCGGCCCGCGAGCGGCACCCGCGGUUUGGCCAGACCGACGAGUACCGGCGGUGCGUGGCGGAUGUGCAGCGGGCGCUGCAGGAGGCGGAUCCAAAGGCGCUCACCUAGGCCCAGCCCUGACAUAUUCGUCACACACGCCCCACGAUACGCAUCCUUGAUGGCGGGCCACCCCACCCAGCUUGCGCUGCGGCCACAGCGGCUGCAGCAGAUUGAUAUUUGAUGCCCAGUCCCCAGGCCAACCCAGUUUUGUAUUUCUUGCGUGCCUGUUUGCGCCGCUUCUUUUGUAUGCCGAGGCCCUUGCCUUGCCGCGCGCCUAUUGCUUGCUAAGAACACACAAGCCCCCUUGCUCACCACGCAUGCACUCCUCCCCCACAUACCCACAUUCUUUCUGUGUUAGUCUCCUUUCCGCCGUUCCCGACCGCCCAAAGCAUCCUCUACAAUGAAUGAAAUGGACCAGAGCCAGUGUAGCAGAAGUUU